Messenger RNA from Linnemannia hyalina, 3588 nucleotides. The record is from the annotation of a GenBank genome assembly. NCBI's taxonomy places the organism in Eukaryota, Fungi, Mortierellomycota, Mortierellomycetes, Mortierellales, Mortierellaceae.
AUGGACGGAGCUGGAUUCCAAGGCAUGCCAAAGUUCGCCCUCACACCUGCAGAGGAAGCCCUUAUUCCCCGACCCCACUCCUCUGCCUCACAGGUCGCCACUGCGGUACCCUCCACUUACACCCGCAAAGGCUCUUCCUCUGCCGCCUCGUCUCCGCUGCACUCGCGUCACCACCACCGACCCCAGUACCAACGCAAACACAACGAUAACAGUGGCGAUACAAACCACCCUUACUCACCCGCGUCUCCUCUUACCAGCGACAACAGCCAGAACAGUCCAACACAUCCUUCAUCCUCUUCACAUGCCUUUGUCGGGCGUGGCUCACUUGACUCGUACCCCCAUCGAGGAUCGACCACCCAACUGUCUCAGAGCCAUCAAGAGUCCUGGGAGAGCUCUGUUCGUGUCGAUUCUCCCGAGCCAAUGACCGACUCGGACGACUCCUACCACGCUUCAAAAGAUAUCCCUUACAAACCUCGUCGGUCUACCACUCAAGGAUUCUUUGGCAGUCGUCGAAGAUCUGCUAUUGCCAACUCUAACAGCAACUACAAAAACACGGCAGAGGGCCUUUCGAGGAAAAGUCUUGAGUUGGACCGUCCAAACCGGAACAGUCAGGAUUCACCCGAAGGGUCAUCUUCUCAGCCUGCAAAGACCAAACCUACCGGGCAGAACGACAUCUCGGAUGAGGAGAGACAGGAGCCCAGACGGAGCCGGUCAGGAUGGCGCCCAUCGUUAUCUCUCAUCCGACAAGAGAGCUCCAGCUUCAGUGUGCCAGUUCUGCAUCCGCCCCGAGUAUACCUCCAAAAUGAUCAGCGUAGAGUCGAUGAUAUGACCUCACCAGUUCUUGAGAAAAGGACUCGUUACCCUCUCAGCUAUGACGACUUUGAGGCCUUUCUCAGACGACAGCGUGCAGUUGAAUACCUCAAUUUUUGGACAGACGUCACGGCGCAUGAACAACUGUGUAGGACCUUUGAUGUGUCGGAGCGCAGAUUCAAGCGGGAAUUGCAAUUAGAGGAUCGGGCUUUUGCUCGAGAUCGGCGGCGGCAGACCCUGGAUGCAGCAUUUGAAAAUGGCCGCUUCUCCCCCGACCCAGGAACCGUGCGAGCAGGAAUGUUGGGAGAAGGCCACACAACUGAUGCUCAAGGACUGAACAGCUCGAAUCUAUACAUCACCAGUCGCUCGAGCCUUCAGCUGCCCUUAAAUGAUCACCUGUCGUUUCCUCUGGAGACCCGACGGUACGGGCUCCAGGACUCUGCAUCACCCUUCCUACCCAUGCCCCCUUCUCUUGCUCAGCGUCGAGGAUCCGAACAACGACCCAUGGGCGCCUACAAUCGACUUUUGACUGGCGCAGGUGGGAGGAGAACAUCGCUGGAAAAAAGUCGUUGUUCUCUUGACGAGUUUCCUAUCGCAGAGCAGGAAGGUGGCGACUCUUCAGCCUCUACACCCAGCGUGCCCAGAAUUCGAACCCGUGGCUCAAUCGAUGCAUUCGGCAACUCUAGGCUGGUAGGGAGACGACCUUCUGCAACGGAGGAUCAUAUUCACCAUCGCCCGUCGGAACGACCCGCUGUAUCAUCCCCGCUGAACCCCACACGACCAGCGUUGCCCGAACAUACUGCUCAGGCAGAGAUUGACCAACUUACCCGAGCUGUCGAGGAUUCGAUCCAUUUCAGCCUUGGUCAAUCUCAGACUGAGAUGGCAGCGUCUGUGCCACAGGCAUCUGUCCAGUCCUUGAGGAUCGUCGAACCUGUCUUGGGGAGGAGACCCUCUGUUGCAAACUUUGAAGGGGGACAUGGCUCGUUGUUACCGCCACUCGCGAUCCGCCGUUCAGGAGAGUCCGCUUAUGCUCCUAGUUUUUACAGUACGGCGCACGAUGGGAGGGCUAUGCUUGCGCAGAGUUUCAGAACCAUCAGUGUAGAGGAUUUGGAAGAAUCCGUUUCACGGAUAUAUCGCAAGUACUUGAUCCAGCUCCGGACAAUGUCGAUGGCAGCAGAGGAGGAAGCUGCAGCAGCGGCGGCAGCAUCCAAGAAAGUCUCUGGCAACAAUCCAGUCGAGACGUCCAUUCGGAACAGUCUCGAGAAAUCAUUUACGCCUGGUUGGGACGGCUACGCGGAGCAGGUGAUCUCAGAGUGGAACGAAAAAUGGAGGCGGCGAGACUCGAACGUUAGAAGAGCGAGGCGUUCAUCUGCCAGGAAGAGUGUUUCUGGACGAGGAGCCUCUACUCCCCGACACGGCAUUGACCACGACCCUACCAGAACAGCAGGAGCAACAACAUUGGGCGGUGGUGUCAAGUUACCAGGGUCCUCGGAGAAAGGCCCUCUGGACCACGAUAGUCAAGGAAACGACAGUCAGGAUACUGAGCACACACCAAAUAGCGCAAAGCGACCCAACUUGAAGCGAGAGACGACCAGCACUGGUAUCACGGCGUUUUUGUCCAGGCUGUUGAGAACUGAGACAACGGUGGUGGAGUUGCCGACCCUAACCAUCAACAUGACGACUGUUGAGGAGGGCUAUGACUACGAGACGGAUGGGAGUGGUGAUGAAGAAGACGAUGAAUACGACAGCGACGAUGAGCAGGAAGAGGAUGAUGACAUGGAGGCAAUUCAGCGCAGGACUACGGAGACCAAGAAUGUCUUGCAAUUGGAUAUCAAAGCACCGGAACCCCUGUUCAAGAAGUACCAGAGCUAUGAACCUGCCUCGCCAUCGAACGUCACGGACGAGAACUACACCAAUACUGCGAAUGGCUCGCUUGCAGGAGACCGGGCUGUUUCUGAGACAGGCACACACGACUCUGCCAUCCCCCUCCAGUCUCUCUUCGCUCGACCUUCGAUUGACACCACGCGGCGUUCGUUGGCGCCGUUGGUCUCAACUGAUGCGCUUACACCGGUAACCGUCGCGUCACCCCAAACGCCAACACCAGCACCGGCAUUAGCACAGGGCAUGGCCACAACAUCAACAGCGAAAGAUGUCCCUCGAUCUUCGAUUGCCGGAUCAUCCAAUGUAGCAGCUUCGGCCAUUGCGGCUGCGUUCUACCUACCCUUGGAUUGUAGGCAGCGGAUCCAUUCACAAGUCCAGCAGGAAGGUCGGACCGAUGCCCCCCAUCUCUUUGGACCAGCCAAGAACUUUGUGGUGGACGUUGUGCUUCGAGAGCAUUAUUAUCCAUUAUUUUUGGAGUAUGUCAAGGCCCAGAACCUUGGGCUGCUGCAUGAAAGUCAUAUCAACAACAGGAUCAAGCGACAUGGGCAGAUUUGGCUUGGAGCUGCCCUGUGGGCUGUUGUUGUGGCCGUUCAGAUCACUCUGGUGAUGAUGGCGUGGGGUGGGUGGAGGAGCCCUUGGGUUUGGGUUGUUGGUAUUGUUGGAGGAUACCCUGGUUCGGUCUUCCUUGCCACCGGCCUCACCAAGUUUUCACCCAUCCUCGGACUCGUCGGCAAAAUUGCGGAGGAUAAGAGAGUGGUGCGAUUCAGGAGGACGUUGGAGUCAUCGAUUGUAAAGCUGCACCGCAAGAGGGCCCUGUGGAUGAUGUUUAAUAUUGUGGUCUGUUCUUCAGCAGUGACCGUUGCCUUUGCGGCAUUCCCCCAGCGCAAACAGCAAUAA